AUGGCACCUUUCAAAUUUGGCAAGAAGCAUGGUAAAGAUAAGUGGGAGAGUUCUCAGGGCACCGCUCGCUCUUCCGGCACCAGUAGCUCUUCAGAUGGUCUCCCCCCUUCAAUUCAAGCCGAAAAAGCUACUACGGGGUCUACAAUACCUUCCAGCGGAGGUACUGAUUAUAGCUCAAGAAUUGGACAUGUAUCCUCGAGCGGCCAUAGUCCUAAUAUACACAGAGCUGGGAGUCUUCCUUCGAGCGCAAAUCGUAGUGAUUACUACCAGGCACAUUCAAGGGGCGGGUCAUAUAAAGGCCCAAUAGAAAAGGUAAACAGAGAAAGGCAUCACUCUCUUGCUACCAGGGAGGAGCUUGAUUCGCCUUGGGGGCGUGUGAAGUUAUCUCAGUCACCAUUUCCUCGGUAUAGGCACGUAGCGAGCUCCUAUGCCUCUGAUUCCGAUGAGGUAUACGUGAUUGGCGGUUUGCACGAUCAAAGUGUCUACGGAGAUACUUGGAUUAUCAAGAGUCACAAUAAUGGCAGUUAUUUCACUUCUACUAUGGUUGAUAUUACCGAGACUUCGCCUCCGCCCCGUGUAGGGCAUGCCGCAACGUUAUGCGGGAACGCCUUCGUGAUUUUCGGUGGAGACACUCACAAGACUAAUAGCGAAGGCUUGAUGGAUGACGAUGUUUAUUUGUUCAAUAUUAAUUCUCACAAGUGGACAAUUCCUCAUCCCGUCGGCCGGAGACCCCUAGGUCGUUAUGGACAUAAAAUUAGUAUUAUUGCUACAAGUCAAGUGAAGACUAGACUAUAUGUCUUUGGCGGUCAAUUUGACGAUACUUACUUCAAUGACCUUGCAGUGUAUGAGCUUUCUAGUUUCCGUAAACCAGGCUCUCAUUGGCAAUUUGUUAAGCCUGUAAGUUUUGUACCGCCACCUUUGACUAAUCACACAAUGGUGUCUUACGAUCACAAAUUGUGGGUUUUCGGUGGUGAUACUCCCCAAGGACUAAUUGAUGAAAUGUUCAUGUACGAUCCUACUAUUAAUGACUGGGCCGUUGUGGAAGCGACCGGUGAAAGACCUCCGCCUUUACAAGAGCAUGCUGCUGUGUUAUUCAAGGAAUUGAUGUGUAUUGUAGGCGGAAAGGAUGACGAAGACAAUUAUUCACAGGAUGUAUACUUCUUCAAUUUUAAGAGCUUUAGAUGGUUCAAGUUACCUCGUAUUCACCAUAUGAUCCCGUCUCCACGUUCAGGCCAUUCUGUGACCUUAAUGCCCAACAAGAAGCUGUUGAUCAUGGGUGGUGACAAGUUCGAUUAUGCUCGCGCUGACAGCUCGGACUUCUCGACAUCAGAUACUUAUACGGGUGAAGGUACUAUCUUAUAUACCUUGGACUUGUCGAGACUAGAGGAAUACUGUCCAAAUAUAUUUGAUGCAACGAAGGUUUCUCCUCCUUCUCGGACUGAAGCUACUGUUGGCCCAAAAAGUUCUAGUAAUACGCCUAGAACGCAUAAUUCAGGAUUCAGUGGGUCGUCUUCUCCCCAGAACUUUGGUUACGGCAACGCUAAGAGCUCACAUGUAGAUGGUAUUCAUACGCCCCAAAUGGGGAGCCAACAUCCAUUCCAGGAUCCAAGUACUCCAACACCUAUGCCACACCAUAUAUCCCCCUCAAAGAUUCCUCAUGCUGCUCAACAAAAUCAACAGAGACCAGUGCAAUCCCAACAAUUUCAAAAACAAGAGCAUUCUCAUGUACAGUUGCAAUCGCCACCUCCUGUUCAGAAACCCAAGUCCUCUGUCCCAACUAUUGACCCUGAUUUAGAGAAUGUGAAAUCACCUAAAGUCGCCGGUAUGCAAUUACCUCAACAACCAGAGGCACCUAUUGAAAGAAAAACUAGCGACUCCUUAGAUUAUGAUGGUGAGUUAGGUGUUGCUAUCCUUGGAAACUCUCCAUCUAAAGAUACUAUCAAGAGAGAGCAAGUGAAUGUGUUCCGUGAGCAACCACAGACGCAAAGUUCUUUGACAAAGAAUGAAAAUAGCUUCGAUAGCGAUCUUCCAGGUGGCUUCAAUCUAGAUUCUAAGAAUAACUUGGGUACCAAAGCUUCAAAUGGCGUUUCACCUAGAAUUGAGCGUUAUGAAGAUUCAUUUGAUAGUUCGGCCGAGGAUUCUUUACCUAGAGUUAACAAAAUCUCGGACGAUACCGCCACCGCAGAUUCCAACUACAAGGACCUAUCUUUCCAAAAUGAUGACAGUAAAGCAGAUCUUGUUGAUUCCGGUAGAAGCAGCCAGUCUGCAAGUGAUAAUGUUUUAAAUAGAACCCCUGAUUUGUCGCCUAGUAGUGGAAGAAUUUCAACCGGGAAGAGCUUUGGGGUUCAAAAGUCUGUCAAUAAUGCAAGGCCCGAAUUUGGUUUGAGCAAAAACCAAAGCUCAUAUACUGAUUCUCCGGUGGAGAAGAACUCAGCGUUUACUGAAAGGUCAGUCCCCGAUCGUAAAGGUUCAGCAACCACAUACAACACUGAUAUUUCAAAGCAUACUGCUUCGUUUGAAAUGGUUCCACAGUUGUUGGAUGAGUUGAAUCAACUAAAGAGACACGCCGAGCAAAGUGCAACUGAGGCAAGUAAUCGUAUUCGUGAAUUGGAGUCCGAAAACACAAAGUUGAAGCAGGGUUUGCAGCGUAAUGGCAAGAGGACCAUUAGCGGGGCAGCUGCUGAAGAGGGAGCUGAAGAGUUGCAAAUCGAGUAUGAUGUCCUAAAGGCUGAUAACCAGGCAUAUUUGGGACGCAUAAAUGAACUGGAGUACAUGUUGGACUCCAAGUUCACGGAUUUGCAAAAAAUGAACGAAAUUAUACAAUCGCAAUCGAGAAUCAUACGCAAUUCCGAAAAAAUGGAAGACUACAAAUCCAAGUAUGAAGAAUUGCAAUUGGCGCACGAGGCAGUAAAGAAAGAAAACAUGGCGUUGAAAGAACAGAAAUCCUCGGAAGAGGCACAAUUGAACGAAGAAGUCUCCUCCUACUCAGCCAAACUACAAGAACUAUUAGAAAUCUGGAAAUCAAAAGGUAGCAAGGAAAUGUCAAUUAACGGUGAAUCUAGUUCUGUUGCUGGUCUAGAGCAGCACCGUGCCAUAAUUGACAAGCUAAAAUCACAAUUAAAGCAGACUCGUGAUGAAAAUACCCAACUAAAAUCUCUUCGUGAUGAACUCAUUACGAAGCAGAAAGAUUUCAGUAUGCUAGAACAAAACUACAAAUCAAGUCUUAACUCAGUCAACAAUGCAAGUAAAGCUUUGGAACUUUCACGUAGUGAAUUGGACAAGUUAAAACAUGAGAACCAAAUGUUAAAGGAACAGGUCAAAGACUACUCUUUAUCACCAUCUGUGGAAGGCCGUAGCAAGUUUAGCGGCUCUUCCUUCGAUGAGCCACUAUUACCUAUUAAUGAAGCACAGUAUAACAUUAGAAUCAAGGAUCUAAAAGCUGAGCUAUUCAUAAUUACUCAAGAACGUGAUUCGCUCAAAAAUGAGCUACUACAAUUGAAGAAAAGAAUGUUGACUAUGGACAGUUAA
Molecule: messenger RNA, 3528 nt
Organism: Eremothecium sinecaudum
Lineage: Eukaryota; Fungi; Ascomycota; Saccharomycetes; Saccharomycetales; Saccharomycetaceae
Product: HBL275Wp
Exons: 1
Coding region: 1-3528 (1175 amino acids)
Biological process (GO): regulation of cell shape
Molecular function (GO): protein binding
Source: RefSeq, a predicted model, not a curated record